AUGUUGCUGUCAAGGACGUUUUUUGGGGUGCAUCUGCUGCUACUCCAGCUUUUUGGCAGCGCCACCACAGGCAAGGCCGUAGACAGACACUCCUUCUCACAACCCGAUAUCGUUUCUCUGGAACGCAGGGACGACCUCGUCAUUGGCGAUCCCAUCUUGAGCGACAAAUGUGUUUAUGUGUGCGACAUCUCGACAGGAUGCGGCUCAGGGGCUUCUUCUUGCUCCAUCUUUGACAAGCGCGACUACGCGACUGAGGCUUCCACGCCUCAGUCAGCAGGUUACACGCUCUGGAACGAGACAGCGCAGGAAUACGUUCAGGUGUCUUCAGAUGAGUACACCGCUGAAUUGAUCGAGAGGUCAGUACUUGUCAAGCGAUGGGAUGAGAACGACAAGAAAGGUUGGAACAGAGCCUCGAUCGGUAAAUACCUAUUCAACCAAUUUCAUCCCCAAGGCAAACCUGUGGAAAAGUUCGGCAAGACCAGAUCCAUCGUGACGGGGUUCGACAUGGCUACUGUUUCUCAACAGGCUACCUUUAAUGCUAAAACGAAACCCUUUCAGUUGGGAUCUGGCGGCCUUCAUGGAUGCACGGUCCUCACCAUCAUCAGCCGCAGGGCCGUCUACAUGGCACACUACUGGGAGGUCCACGCCCUCAAUCGGGACGAUGACUUGAGCGACGGCUCACAGGGCUUGGCCAACUUUCAGUCCCGCGUGGAAUUCACCCUCACCGGCGACAAGCGGAAGGACUCGGCCACGAAAGGAGUCGGCGUCAGGUGGGAUUGGUUCAAUAAGGACGGAGAUAACACUCGUAUAUUGAUCAUGUCGCCGUACAAAGACGAGUUCAAGCCGCCGACCGCCAGGUACAAGACCAGAAAACAGGAUCUUGAGUACCCAAAUAAGGUCCAGGAGAUCAUCAAUUUGCUUAAAGUGGAAGGUCGAAUCCCCAAUGCUGCGGCCGUUAUCCAGGGAUAUCAGCGACUCAAUUAUAGCUGGGACAGAAAUGCGCUGGAGAAUGUCGGACCCGAUGCCAAUGACGUGGACAGAUCAGAGCGGGGCAUAGCUUGCUUCCAGUAUAAUGGUGAUAAGACUUAUAGGCUGUUUUACGAGCACGUUAUGUAUUGGGACACUGAUUCGGUUGCCGGAUGA
Messenger RNA from Verticillium nonalfalfae, 1143 nucleotides. RefSeq lists its product as uncharacterized. NCBI's taxonomy places the organism in Eukaryota, Fungi, Ascomycota, Sordariomycetes, Glomerellales, Plectosphaerellaceae. The record is from RefSeq and is a predicted model, not a curated record. The transcript is spliced from 4 exons. The coding region runs from base 1 to 1143 and encodes 380 amino acids.